Molecule: messenger RNA, 7905 nt
Organism: Amphiprion ocellaris (clown anemonefish)
Lineage: Eukaryota; Metazoa; Chordata; Actinopteri; Pomacentridae
Exons: 23
Coding region: 947-6241 (1764 amino acids)
Source: RefSeq, a predicted model, not a curated record
UUUAGUGUCCUUUUUGCGCCACGUUUUGGCUCUCUUGGAAGUUAUUUUGAGUGUGUCUGUGGUUUUCGUGUCUCUUUUGUCAUUGUUGUGUCAGUUUGUGAUAGUUUUAUAUCUUUGCAGUCAUUUUGUGUCUCUUUUACUGCAAUUUUGGCCUCUCGGAAGUUAGAGUAUGUUGGUGGUUUUUGUGUCUCUUUGCAAUCAUUUUGUGUCAGUUUGUGGUAGUUUUAUGUUUUUGUGGUCAUUUUGUGUCUCUUUGCAGCACUAUUGAUCUCUCUUAGAAGUUGGAGUGUGUCUGUAGUUUUCGUGUCUCUUUAGUCGUGUCAGUUUGUGGUAUUUUUGUGUCUUUGUGGUCAUUUUGUGUCUCUUUUGCAGCACUUUUGGUCUCUCUUGGAAGUUAUUUUGAGUGAGUCUGUUGUAUUUGUGUCUCUUUGCAGUCGUUUUGUGUCAGUUUGUGGUAGUUUUAUGUUAUUUUUUGCUAAUGAGUUUGAUUAAUGUUUUAUUUCUCUUGUUUUGUGACUCUCCAACAUUAACAGUCACUUCAAACAGUGGUGCCCCUUUGCCUCUCAGGGUUCAGGGCUCCUCCAGAAUCCUGGCUCCGGCCCUGUCCUUUAUUAAGCUGAUUGGACCGAGGCCGGGUCAUGCUCCACAGUUUCUGCCCAUCCUCCUCCUCCUCCUCCUGCGUGUUUUCUCCGCCCUCCGUGGUUUAUAAAUGAGGCAGGCAGGCUGCAAGCAGCGGGGAUCAUCAGAGCAGCAGGGAACCGAUCAGAGGAUGCAACAUGGCGGAAAGACGCCGCCAGCAGUCGCCGUCCAGGUGCUUCUGUCCGGCUGUAGGACAGUAGAACCGCCCGGUUCUGGCUCGGUUCUGUGGAUAUACAGAGAAGCAGCAGUUUGCUUUGAGUCAAGAGCCGAAAAAAAGUGAAAUUGAUCCACCAGUGAGGACUUGGAGAUGAACCGACACGCAACAGACGUCCAGGAGCCGGUGCAGGAGAGCGGCUCCUCCCCGCCGCUGCCCGCCGAUCAUGUGCUCAGCUCCGGAGCGGUGCUGUUCCCUGGUGCUUUCGAUCAGCACGGCUGCCCUUUGAUCGUGUUCCCUGUGGAUGGACAAACCAGACUCUCCUCAGAACUCAGCAAAGCCGAAGUGGUCGACUUCAUAAAUUACUUUCAUGGGCUGCACAUUAAGAAGCAGGAGAAGCAGAGUUUAGUGUCAGUGGUGGCUGAUCUGAGGCAGGCUUCACCGGCUGCGACCAGGUUCAUCACCGAGACGCUGCUUCUACUCGAGCUGCACAGGCGGACUGUCCACUGUGUCUACAUUAUUCAGCCCAAAAAGAAAGAUGUUCUGAAGCUGCUGCUGAAGCUCCUGGCUCCGUCAAAGUCUUACACCCCCUCUUUCAAGAAAGUCCUUCUGAAAGAAAUCCCGGAGCUCUCCAACUACAUUGACCGAAGCCAACUACCAGCAUCUCUGGGUGGUUACCUCAUGUACUGUCACCAGAGCUGGGUGGCCUUCAUUAAGGAGAUUGAUGCGUUCGUCCAGGAGUUCCUGUCUGUGGUCCAGCGGCUACCCUCGUGUAUCUCCACGCUGCAGGCUCUGUCCAGGCUGCCCCUGCCCUCCACCUUCACCGAGCUCCAACAUUUCUGCUCCACCAACGAAGCAAAGUUCCAUCAGCUCAGGAGGGAGCUGGGUCUGGAUGAGCUGCUGAGGCACUGUGACAGCGUGGUGGAGAAGCUGCGUUACCCCGACAGGGAGCCGUGCUAUCAGGCCAUGGCCGGCACCGCCCUCUUCACCCACACUGCCUUAGACAUGGCGCAGAACCACAGCAGAAUAACUGCAGCCGUGGAAAAAGUGGAGCUUCUGUGGCAGCAGGCCUUUUCUAAGGCUCACUUGCAGCUGCAAGUGUUCCAGCUACGCGAUGAUGCACUGCAGAUCACAGAGAAGAUUGAAACUCUUCUGCAAGAGAAGCUCCAGCCCUACAAAAUGGACAUCGCCAAGGACGCUGCAAAGGCUGCCAUGAUGGUGUCUGAAUUUGAGACUUCCAUUCACACUCCUGCCAUGGCUCUUGUUCGCUGCGCUGAAGACGUGAUCCACACGUUAGUGGAGAUCCUGCCGUUGGACGGGCAGAUCAGGGAGAGCUGGGUUUUGGAUCUGGAGAGGCUGAAGGAGAAACUGCAUUCUGCUGUGCAUUACAUUCUCCAAACCCUCAAAGCAGCUUCCAGCUACCAUCACUACUACAACAAGGCCAACACCUGGUACAGUCUGGUCCUCUGUGAGAACUUCCUCCAGGAGCUGCUGUCAGGUGUCAACGGAGACACUGUUUCCUCUCAGCGGCAGAGGAACAACUGGACGACUAUCCCUCCAUGGAGACGGAAGCUGUCCACCUUCCUGAAGAAGAAUCCUCCUCCAGACAUGGAGGAGCUGCUACAUCUGGCCCAUCUGUCUAGUUCCAUCCCAGACGAUGAGAUCCAGCAGGCGGGCAAGCAGAUGUCUCAGAGGUGUAUGACCCUGAGGAAGCUCCUGAUUUCUUCAGGACCGGUGGCAGUCAGGAACCUCCAGCUUGCCUUGCAGUGGCAGUAUGAUUUGUUGCGGAGCAGCCACAGUAGUCCAUCCCCUGCUGACAGCGCUGCAAACAGAACAACUCAGGAUGAUAAGCACAGCCCCUCAGAGUCUAACCUCACUAAAUGUGAAGGAGGUAAAGAAGCUCUCCAUCUUCUUGAAACAUCUCCUUCGAUUGCGGUUCCCGCAAUGGUGUCAGCUGAGGGCAAGCCUCCCUCCCUCAGCUCAUUCGACUCUGGUUUCGAUGGAGCUGGGAGCAGCCAGCUGGAGGCCUGGGGAGGCAGGGAAGGACUGGAAGGUCUGUCCAGAUUAGCAGGGACCAGGGACCCUGUGAGAGCUGCCUCGAGUUAUCCUCAAAUCCACGAGGAGAACUUCUCCAGCAUUUCAGACUGUGAGGAUCACAGGGAGGAGUUUGACUUGGGCUCUGUGGGAAACUCCUCCAGGGCAAGCAUCAAGAUCAUCCCCAAUGUAACGGUGGACUCGCUCAACUUUGAGAUCAAAGUGAAGCGCUCUGCUGCGCUGCCCAAUAAUCCCUGGCUUAGCUUGCCGGCGGAUGAUUUGGAAAACUCCUAUACGGUGACUAUUACACAGAACCCAGCGCCACAAAAGAGAGACCCGCACUUUCACGAACCCUCAGCCAUCCAUUCUGCUGCCGGUCAGACCAGCAGGUCUCGAAAUCAGCCCACACAGACGGAAUCUUUGAGCAGCGACAGGAUGCUUUAUUCCCAAAGUGGUUUGGAGGAUCCUGAACUGAGCCCCAUUCGCAACAUUCUCUCCAGCACUAUUACUGAUGGAAGAGACAAGUCUGUGUGUUCAACAGAGGGGAUUCCUACUCUUCUAUGGGAUUCUUAUGACCUCCAUGAGCAGAAUCCAGAUACCACUGAUGGUGUGACGGAUGUCUCCCUGAAAGACUGGGAUGUGAAGGAGCAGGAGGGUCUGAGGGAGGUGGAGAAGAUCCUGGACAGAGCUGAUGAAAUCCUGGAGGAGGAAGAAAAUGUUCUGGCUCAGGAAGCUGUGCUGGACUCCCUGCUGAGGUUGGAGGAAAGGCAGAAUAAUCUCUGGCCAGUGUGGGACAGUGAAGGGCAACUUUGUACGAUGUCAUCCAGUGAGCUGGCUGAAGCCGGUGUUCUCGGCCUCGAGGACUCCCUUGACCUCCCAGAAUCUGACAGCUUCAACGAACUCAAAUCAGCAGAUUCUCCAGUUGAAUCUAAAGCUUCUGCAGAUGACUUUGACACUGAAGCUGAAAUAGUGGGAGAUACAGGUUCGUUCAACAGCAGGCCGGACCUGCUGACAGAGCUAAAGAAAGUCCACAUUCUGGAUGAGCUGAUCAUGGAGGAGAACCUGAAGAUCCACAAGCUCAGAAGCUUUGAAGAAAACCCCAACAAUGAGCUCACAGAAAGCCAUUCUUCGGAGCCAAACGGGCCACAGUGUGUGCACAAUGAGAGGGAGGCUUUCUGUUUGCAACUUGAAAAGGAGAAAAAAGAGGUGGAGAAACUUGAGAAGAGUUUAGACAAAAAGCACAAAGUGAAAAAGAAGAACAAACAUAGAGAGGUUAUACGAUGUUCUGUAAUGGAAAAGUGUAGAACGGAGAAUGAGGAGGACCGAGCUCUCUGUGAGGAGCUUUUAUCGGACAGUUUCAAGAGAUCACGGAGCAAUCCUUCUAAUUUGUUGGAUCAAAACGAUUCUCCAACUCAGGGUACAACAUCCGAUCAGGAUGUUGAGAAAGAAGCUACACCAGAAGACUUGGAUCAACUUCCAGUUUCCAAGUGUGAGGAUCCCAGUGACUCUGAAGCUGAUCCAUCUCUGUGUAAUAGAACUACUUUUAACGGUUCCUCUGAGUUGAAGGAAACCUCUGAGGUGGAUAUCCAACCUCGGAAAUGUAUCUAUGGCACAGAACUGGACAAACUGGUAGAAGAAGCUAACCAGAACAAUCCAGAAGCUUCUUUAACCCCUGAAAUGAGGCCAGAUGAUGGAGCGUUUGACCCAGGUGGAAAAUCAAUCCUUCCUCCGGUACCCAAGCCGAGAAAGGCUUUGCUUCCUGUGACCGAUAAUCUCACUGAACUCGAAUCUCCUCAUUCCACAGAGAUGCUCGAUCCAUCUCCGUUUUUAGUAGCUCAAAAUCCUGGUUUUGCACAACUUGAUCUGCAAGAUAAAACAUUUGAUGCGCUGCCAGAGAAUGUGGUUCCAGAUGUCUUGGUUCUCAACCCAAACGUAAAGGAGCACAGUAACAACAACAAUAACAACAGUGCACCAUCAGAGAAGUGUGACGUGCCAGUAGAAAGCUUGUCUGAAGUAACCACCAAAGACGAAGAGGAAACACCAGCGGUGCCAACAUGUUUGCUACAGAUAACGGAGGAAAUCCAGGCCUCACCUAAUGGAGAUAAACCCACAUGUAACCAUUCAGCAUCUCCGCUCACUCCUGAUCAUCCUCUGGAGUUUGAUCCAGGUGGUGAAGAUGAACUGAAUGAAGAGCCGCCUGAUUCAGUUCAGAGCUCUGAGACUGUGAGAAUAUCACACUCUAGGUCUCCUGAGAUCCAGGUGCAGCUCAACAUCAGCAUGAGACAGAUGGAUGAUUUCAAGACCCCUAUAGUCCUGGAUACGGGGUCUGGUUUGAUGAAAGCGGGAUUUGCAGAUCAAGACCUCCCGAGCCUCAUGUUCCCAACAAUAAUUGGGAUGCCAAAGUAUGAGGAAAUAAUGAAUGGCAACCUUGAAAGGGAGACCUACAUAGGCCAUGACGCUCAACACAUGAGAGGGGUCCUGGCUCUGAAACACCCCAUAAAGAACGGGAUCAUUCGCAACUGGGAUGAAAUGGAAAAGAUUUGGCACCACACGUUCCAGCAGCUGUGUGUGGAACCAGAGGAUCACCCUGUUCUGCUGACCGAGGCGGCCAUGAACCCUCUGGAGAACCGGCAGCGGAUGGUGGAGAUCAUGUUCGAGUGUUUCAAUGUUCCUUUCACCUACGUGGCCAUGCAGGCGGUGCUGGCGCUCUAUGCUGCAGGGAGAACCACUGGUGUGGUGUUUGACUCUGGAGACGGUGUGAGCCACAGUGUGCCUGUGUUUGAGGGAUACUGUCUACCUCAUGCAGUGCAGCGCUUCCCUCUGGCUGGUGUAGAUGUUACAAUGCAUCUUAAAAAGCUUCUGCGGGAACAAGGGGUUUGCAUGCGAACCUCAGCAGAGGAGGAGAUCGUGAGGGAGAUGAAGGAGAAGUGCUGCUGUGUGGCGCUCCACUAUGAAGCUGAGCUGAGUCACGGGGGUUCAUCCUGUGGGGAGAUGCAUUACACCAUGCCAGACGGACAGAUUGUCACCCUCACCACGGAGAGGUUCAGGGCCCCUGAGAUUCUUUUUAAACCCGAGCUGAUUGGACGGGACCAUUAUGGGAUGCACGAGAGCAUCUUCAAGUCAAUCCUCGGCUCAGACAUUGACCUGCGGCGCUGCUUCCUGGGAAACAUCGUGCUGUCAGGUGGGAACACUCUGCUGGCCGGCCUGCCCGAGCGGCUCCAGGCUGAAAUCGUAGACCUGCUGCCCGCUGACAUGGCGGAGGCCGUUAGGGUCAGCAGCCCCAAAGACAGAGACUUCUCAGUGUGGAGUGGAGGAGCAGUGCUGGCCAGCCUGCCCACCUUCAGCUCUGCAUGGAUCAGCCAGGAGGAAUACGAGGAGUACGGACCGCAGAUCGUCUUCAGGAAGUGUUUCUGAGGCGGACUAGUGCGAGUUACUUCACCAAGUGCAAUAUUCAGUGCCAUGGGUUGCUCUGAGCCACUUUGACUCCUUUUUAAAUAUCUGUUUAUAUGUGUUUUUUUUCCCUGUGGAGUCGGUUUCACUCUGGUCAGCUGUGUGGAUCUCGACUCUUGAGCUCUUACUUGACACCAGCAGGUUUUUUUUGUGAGCUUGCUGCCUCCUUUAUGCUUAAUAUGUCGAGAUCCACCAAUGUGGCAAAUGAGGAAACUUCUGUCCUAAGAUUUCUGUCCUUAUAAUCGUUGUCCCUUAAGAACCAUACAACUGUCUUCAAUUUCAUAUUUUGGGGCUAAAUGUGUCCCCAGCAGUGAAGUAUAUACACGUUCAUUGUUAAGGGACUAUAAUUGAAGCUGGCCUUUAAUUGAUGUCUGCCAACUUUGCUUCCAGAAUAAGCAACUGAGGCACAUGAAGGAAACUCAACUUACUGACUCCCAAUAUCUAUAUCGUUAUAUCUAAAUAUAUAUCAAUCUAAUAUCAAAUUUCGGUGUAUUUUUACAAACAUUUAAAGUAAAUUUGAUGUAUCAAAUUAUUUUAUGAAUUAGACAUGGUGAAAGUUGCAUUUAUGAAACUAUUUUUUUCUUUAUUCAACCUUCAAUGAUCUUGAUGGUGAGUAUUCAGGCCUCUGCAAGGAAUAAAAUAUGACUUUAGCCUUACAACAAAAACAACCUUUUCCCUUUAAACAUUUUCAAAUUAUUACAAUUUCUUUUUAUACAUUGUGAGUGGACUUUUGUUUUUGUUAUAACAUGACUUCUUAAAAGAGUUUUGGAAGAUUACCUUUUUUUUGCAAAUCUCCUAAAUGUAUAUUUUUCAUUGCAGUGGCCCUAAUGUUCAUGAAAUAUCUCCCAAAUCAAAGCUGAAUAUUCCUUUACAUGGACGUUUUCUGUUGCGGCAGUAGUUUGACCCAGAGAGGAGAAAAGUGCGGAUUUGUUAGAAGUGAACUUAAUGCUGAAUUUCCCUGAGCUGACUUUAGGUGGUGACGGUUUGUGGAGUGCAGGUGUUGGUCUGGUUCUGAUUUAAAAUGCUCCUGCUGCAGGUACAGUGUUGGUCCUUUGAAGUUUGAAGUUUCUUUACUAUUUUCUGUGAGUGCAGUGUCAUGCCCUUAGUGUCUUUUCUAAAAUAUGUUGAUGUGAGAACUUUGCAUGUAUUUUCCACACCUACGUGCACAGCAGCAUUAAUUUUUGUAAAAAAAAUAUUCCAUUGGUGCCAAAUUGUUGCAUUUCCAUGAUCCUGUUGCCAACCUUGUGUAUUUUGACUUGGUCUGCUUUUUGUUUUUCUCCUUUGCAUGAUCUAAUUUAGCUGUAUUGGAUUUAUUUGCACCCUUUGGCGUUUUGUCUUUUUGCAUGCAUUUGUGUUUUACCUCUCUAAAGGCAUGGGGUUGUCAUGUGACCUAAGGCUCAGCUCUUAAGUGGAAAUCACCAUGAAAUGUGACUGUGGGAACUGCAGUAUGAUUCUUAUGUAAGGCCAGCAGUGAACUGAUCUGUGCCUUUUGUUUACUGGUAAGUUUGAAGAGAACGCACAUCUUGGUUGUCUCCUCUAAAUGUACUGUAACAGACUGGAUCUAGCAAUUUCUCACCUGAACCAUAUUAUUUAUGCCAUGUUUUUUGAAAUAAAUAUUUUAAUCCUGA